CAGUCGCGCGGUACGCGGCGCAUCGCACGCAUGGGCCGCGCCUGUGUCUCCAUCAUCGCCGUUUUCUGUGUCUCACGACUAUCCUCGCUUUGCCCUUCCGCUCCGCAUUUGCAGUCUCAUUCCCUAUUAUUCGAAUUUCCAUAACUCUUGGUCCCCUCUUCCGGAUAGGUCGCGCGCAACGUACGUUCACUGAUCAAGUUGACAGGUCGUUCCGGCAGCGAUCAGCCUCUGCCGUUUUGUACCGUGAAGGAACCGGUUAGUCUUUGGUCACAUUAGUUCCAAUAAAGAGGAACACUGGGAGGAACAGAGCCUCGCCUAUCCGAUGGAAUAUACAUACCUUGUGAUGGUUCAGUGACACGAAUCCCCUUCGAUCGGCAAAUGAUUUAGGAAGUGACAGGUGUCGCGGCUCGGAUUGACAAUUCUUGAUUCACGGAUUUCGUCCCCAAGUCGAUCCCGGAGGAUCAAAUCAGCCAAGAGGAGACACGGAGCAGCGCUGAGGAAUUUGGCAAAGAUUAUCUGAUCGAAGAAAUUCUUCGAAAAAGAAGAUUCCCUCUGGCUGUGCCGAAUCGUAUCGCGACUCGAAACCAACUUACGUGAAUUUACAAGAAUUUACAAGAAUUUACGAGGAAUCGUCAUCAUCCGAGAACGAAUGGGAGCGAGAUAGCGCCAGCUGCGUCAUCGUGGGAGCCAAUUCUUUGGCAUCGAGGAAAACCCUCUCUCCCUCCUCCCUCCUGCCCUCCUUCCCUCUUCGUUUCACGUGCGUAAACCCGCACUUGCGCUUUCACCAUCUCUCUUCCACUCGCUCUCUUUUCGUCUUCCUCUGUCGGGGAGAAAGCAAUAACACGAUCAGGCGAAUUCAGGCGAAUUCGAAUCGGAAAAUUAAUUUCUCGCGUAUCGAAGGAAAAUCCAGCCCACGGCUCAAACCAAGAAGAUUCAAGAUCCGUGCUGUCAGCAGGCUAGACUACAGUACGUUACGAUAUCUGUACCAGACUGUACCAGACUGUACCAGACUGUACCAGACUGCACCAGGCUGCACCAGGCUGCACGGCGCUAACUCUACUACUCUUCUACCGUUCUAUCGUCAUAUCGAUACUUCCCAUUGAGUCCACGUACUGGCACAGCCUAUAUAGAAUCGUAUCGGUAGAUUUUAUGAAACUGAAAAGUCCAUUAUCUCCCUCUCUCUCUCCCUCUCUCUCUUUCUUUCACCGAGCCCCGAUCGAUUCGUGAUCUCGCCGAAAUGGCAAAAGUCUCGUCAGCCUGGAUCGUCCCGACGUCGGCUCGUGACGUCGACUCACAAUGACGCGCCUUCACCACGACGAAGGAACGUCAUCGGAUUCCCAUUUGAGAAGUUGACGGAUGGCAGCCAGCCCAUCCAGGGAAAGUCCGUUCGUGGUGGAUCCUUCCGUGCUGGAAAUCGUUUCCAGGAUCCUCGAGCAGGAAGGCGCCAGCAGACGAUUCGUCGAGGAAGACGAGGAAAAGGAACCGUAACCGCGUCCUCCUCUGGGCCGACUCAGUGUCGCUCACGAGUCAUCGGAUAAUUCACAAAAGUUCCGAGUGCCUCCAAUGUCUUCCUUUUCCUUUUCCCUUCUCCGGUGCGCAUCCUCCGUUGAGAUUGCCCUUGGAUCGCAAGUGAUAUCAGUGCUAUUGUGUGAUAGUCAGUGGCUAAGAGCGGUGAACUCGUGACGGAUCUUACUGUGUACAGUAAUACUAAUAAUCAGUUUGUUAAUAACGCAUCGUGCUUCCUCGCGACACUCACCGGACGUUCCUGUGACUCUGUGGGCCAUUACGGGCCAUUACGGGCCAUUACGGGAGGAGCUGUCACACACUUGGUCAGUCUUAAACGAACCGUCCGUGGAACUGGAACAGCAGGAGACUCGGGCGUCUUAUGCGGUGGCCAGUCGGUGGUCGCUCGGAGGAUCCUUAACACUCAGACGAGACGUAACGACGUUAACGAGCCUCGGGCUUUUUAUUUCUUUCUAUUCGCUCCUUCUUCGCGUGCUUCGUCGACGCGACUUUGAGGAGGAUACCAGUGCCUCUUCGCUAACUUCACUAAUAAUUCCUCUCGGGCGUCGACUCUCAGUGCAUCUCGAAUAACCGGAAGUGGUGUCCUGGCCCUGUGGAUUAAACGAGGAGCGAAGCCAUGAUCCCUGCCUACAGCAUCGUCCUGAUGCUCUUCUCCUGGGCGUCAGGAGCCCCGCAACCUGCUACCUACGCCGACUCCAGUGCGCAAGACUAUCUGAUGCAGUUUGGCUACUUGCCAGAGAGCGACCGGGAGACCGGAAACUUGAGGACUGACGAUCAGCUCAUUAAUGCCAUCAAGAACUUACAGAGCUACAGUGGCAUCCCAGUCACGGGACACAUCGACGAAGCUACGAAGAAGCUCAUGAAGGCGAAACGUUGCGGACUUCCGGAUAAACUCGAUCCGAGGUUCUCGAGGACGCGACAUCGACGCUUCACCGUCCACGGGCAAAAGUGGCCUCAUCGGAAUCUCACCUGGAGCCUACGAACGGAGCAACCACGUGGUCUGGAACCGGGUGGUGUUCGUCAUCAGCUGAGCCGGGCCUUGGAUCUUUGGGCAAAAAACUCGAAGCUCACCUUUCAGGAGGUUAACAGCGACCGCGCAGACAUUUUGGUCUACUUUCAACAGGGCUAUCACGGAGACGGAUAUCCGUUCGACGGGAGAGGCCAGAUAUUGGCGCACGCCUUCUUUCCUGGAACCGAUCGCGGCGGCGACGCGCACUUCGACGAGGAGGAGAUCUGGCUUCUAACGGACAGCAGCGACGAGGAAGGAACGAGUCUCUACGCCGUGGCUGCCCACGAAUUCGGCCACUCCCUUGGGUUGGCGCACAGCUCCGUUCGCGGUGCGCUGAUGUAUCCCUGGUAUCAAGGACUCAGUACGAAUUACGAGCUGCCCGAGGACGACAGACAUGGAAUUCAACAGAUGUACGGUGCCCCCGAGGAAAGGCUGUGGGGAAAUAUACCUGGCGGAGGAACGCAACCGGAACGUCCUCCCGCGGCUGCACCUAGUACCACAACCAGUAGCACUACGACAAUUACAACCACAACCUAUAGACCCUGGAGAACUCGACCUACUCGACCUACUCGACCUACUCGACCUAAUCACUAUCCCGAGGAGAGACCCAGGCGACCUGAUCGUUACCCUGUCAAACCGGACUACAGGACUGAACGUCCUGAUUACCGACCUCAACGACCUCAUAAGCCACACCGACAUCACACCACUCCCUCGACCACUGCUGCCAUCGCAACCACCAGCGUCGCCACCAGUCCCACCACGAUGGGUUACAGACCGCGGCAUCGCUCGACGCCGUCGCCGAGGGACGGAAUACCCGACAAGUGCGAUACCAGCUACGACGCCAUUAGUAUCAUUCGACGAGAGGUCUUCAUAUUCAAAGGACGGUACCUCUGGAGGAUAGGGGACCAGGGACUUUACGAGGGCUAUCCCGCGGAAAUAAUACGGCUCUUCAACCUACCCGAGGAUAUCGACCACGUGGAUGCCGUUUACGAGCGUCCGGAUAAAAAAAUUGUCUUCUUCAUUGGAAACAAAUAUUUCCUUUUCAACGGAAACAUUCUGGAGCCCGGAUAUCCACGACCACUGACCGACUUAGGGCUCCCCAGGUCUUUGGAGAAGGUCGACGGCGCCAUGGUCUGGGGACACAAUGGCAGAACUUACUUUUUCAGCGGAACCAUGUAUUGGAGAUUCGAUGAAUCGGAGAAUUACGUGGAGCUCGACUAUCCCAGAGACAUGACCAUGUUCGCCGGAGUUGGCUAUAAUAUCGAUGCAGUAUUCCAAUGGAAGGAUGGCAAGACGUACUUUUUCAAAGGCAAGGGCUUUUGGGAAUUCGACGAUUUGCGCAUGAAGGUAGCUCACGAGAAACAAAAGCUCUCGGCUCCCGUCUGGAUGGGCUGUCCUCGUAAGCUGGAGACACCAGAUCUAGAGACCAAUCUUCCGAAAAGGUCGAGAAUGAUCCAGAGUUUUGCUCCGAGAACCACGUGCACGCUGAUGCUUAUGCUGGGCCUUGCGGCGUUCUUGAGGCUAACGUAAAGCAGGAUAUACUUUGCGAAUUACAAACCACGAGGAAGAAAUAAAGAAAAUAAGAAAGAAGGACAUGCGUUGUCGUCCAAAGAAUCGGAUCCCUGCUUAGAGUUCUUCUUGAACGGGAAGUCGAGUGGCAUUUUCCACCAAUGGCAAUUGUCUGAAGUAAUUUUUCCAUGUUCGUUACAAUGGACUUUGCGACUGUCGGGUCGGCCGAAAAAAUAAGAAAAAAAGAAAGUAGAAUGGAAAAUAAAAUCUCGAAUUGUUCCUGCUGUAGGCGAACAUUAGGGAAUAUGCACGGGAAGCCACUGCCAAAUAUCGAUGUUGAUAAAUAAGAGAUAUUUAAGGCCCUAUCUUUCGUGAAGUUACCUUACCGAUAGACUUGUUCAUUUUUGUACCGUAAAUGGCCUAAAAGGUUGAUUACGACCAGGCACAUAUCCAUUUAUAAAUGCGCGUUUCCACAGGCAGACUUUACAAAAGGCAUCGUUCGGCGAACGUAGUCAGUCGCACGAUCGUCCGCGCUUAUCAUAUUUUUAUACAUUUUAUACCGUAUUCUAUUCUAUUUAACUUAAUAUUUAAUUUAUAUUUUUCUAUUAACUUUUUUUAUGUAGCAGGGCAAAAUAUCGUCAAGGGUACUCCGUAGAUAAUUGUUGUUUUGUAUUUAGUCUCGAUCAAAAAAGAUUGCGCAGUUAUUAGUCGAUGAGCGACUCUAAGAAUAAACAACGCAACUAAUUGUGAAAACUUUAUUCGGCAGGGCUACGUCAUUAAUACGAUUAGGAGAUAUAAAAAGUAUGAAUCUACAUGUUAUUUAUAUGAACUUAUUAUUAUUGUAUUAGUGUAUGGCACUGCGAGUGCCCCCAGUUUUGUAAACUGUGAUAUUUAUAUAGCGCGAUGGAGUAGUAGCUAGAGUAAUCGGAAAUAAAGAUAAAUCGUGGCGAUCCUUCAUAGCCAGCACCAAAAUCGCCUUUACAAAUCCACUCAGCGGUUUUAUAUUCAGCAAAUGAAACUUGAUCAUCAUUAUAUUUGUGACAACCUUUACAAGUGCCUCAGCAUUUUUGUGAAAAUUAUUUCAAAUCUUAGGAAGGUUUACUACGCCGGUAACUCAGGCGCGCUUUGAAGGAACGAUUGACUGAAAUUGAUACUUCAAAAUAUACUCGCAAGUAUCUUGUGCAUUUGGUGGCUGACGUCGAUAGCGGUCCUUUUUCGGCAAACUAAAUAUUGUAUAGUACAUAGUAAAGAAUGAAGUACGAGACUGCGAACGUCCUGCUCGUUCCUCGAAGCGUUCCACUAUUGGGAAACGUACUAAACGAAAAGGGAGACUAGUAUACCGAAGUAGCAUGGUAAGGAUACAUUAUAUUUUCUAAGUCCGUGCUUUCUAUAUGUAUAUAUAGGGGAAUAAAAUUAUUUCAAUGUA
Cephus cinctus (wheat stem sawfly) is the source of this 5468-nucleotide messenger RNA. RefSeq names its product matrix metalloproteinase-2. Lineage: Eukaryota; Metazoa; Arthropoda; Insecta; Hymenoptera; Cephidae. The transcript has 12 exons. Gene Ontology annotation, cellular component: extracellular matrix. The record is from RefSeq and is a predicted model, not a curated record. Gene Ontology annotation, biological process: proteolysis; collagen catabolic process; extracellular matrix organization. Gene Ontology annotation, molecular function: metalloendopeptidase activity; zinc ion binding. Bases 2141 to 4063 code for a protein of 640 amino acids.